Sphenostylis stenocarpa is the source of this 276-nucleotide messenger RNA. Lineage: Eukaryota; Viridiplantae; Streptophyta; Magnoliopsida; Fabales; Fabaceae. The record is from the annotation of a GenBank genome assembly.
AUGGCGGAAGUGCCCGAAACCAAUCCCCCACCGCCGGACCCUCCAAUCCCCUCCGCACCGGACGCCACGGAGGAAACGGCUCCGCCGGCUGCAGCAACUGCAUCGCAGUCGAGCACCGACAUCGUCGCCCCUCCGGCGUUAGCUCCGAAGCGGCAACGCCGUCCGAGUGUCCGUCUUGGAGAGAUUGGAGACCAACGCGCCGCCGUACACGGCCACGAGACUUAUUACAUUCAAAACAUAAACCAAUUCCAAGCAAUUGUAUCAGUUAAUCCAUAA